AGAGUAUCAAUGAAGCAGCACCCCUACAAAGCAGCAGACCGCAAUUCACAUCAGAAUCCGAGAGAGAGGCUGUGCACCCCAGAGGAACCAAGCACAAUACAGAAGAAAUAUGUUCCAGCCGGAUAAAAACUGUUUUGGAUUCAGUGAAAAAUCAGAACAUUUCAUAGCAAAAUACCAGAAAACAUCAGCAUGGUCAACUUUCGUUCCGGGCUCAGAAUACCCAUGAUGAAGUUUUUACUGGCAAUUCUUGUUUUUGUUUUUUUCUCCUUAUGCGUUGAAGAAGCCCAUUCCAAAGAGAAAUCCUCAAAGAAAGGGAAAGCGAAAGGGAAGCAGUAUCUCUGCCCUUCUCAACAAUCUGCUGAAGACCUUGCAAGAGUACCUGCUAAUUCUACCAGCAACAUCUUGAAUAGACUUCUGGUUACUUACGAUCCCAGGAUAAGACCCAAUUUCAAAGGAAUUCCAGUUAAUGUAUCAGUCAACAUUUUCAUUAACAGCUUUGGAUCAAUACAAGAGACAACCAUGGAUUAUAGAGUUAACAUUUUUCUAAGACAAAAGUGGAAUGAUCCCCGACUCAAACUACCUGCGGAUUGGCGGGGUUCAGAUACAUUAACUGUGGAUCCCACCAUGUUUAAGUGUCUGUGGAAGCCAGAUCUGUUCUUUGCAAAUGAAAAGAGUGCCAACUUCCAUGAUGUCACUCAAGAAAAUAUUCUUCUAUUUAUAUCUCGUGAUGGGGAUGUCCUGGUCAGCAUGAGAUUAUCCAUUACUCUCUCAUGCCCGUUGGACUUGACCUUGUUUCCUAUGGAUACGCAGCGUUGCAAGAUGCAAUUGGAGAGCUUUGGCUAUACUACUGAUGAUCUACAAUUUAUCUGGCAAUCGGGUGAUCCUGUUCAACUAGAGGAAAUUGCUUUACCCCAGUUUGACAUUAAGAAAGAAGAUAUGAAAUUGGGCAACUGUACCAAAUACUACAAAGGGACUGGUCCUGAUUUCAAGUCACCAUCAACUGAGCUGGUGGCAACUGCAACCGGACCUCCCCAGAUGAUCUUAAUAGGUGGCAGGUUUGAUGAAGAAGGUUAUUACACAUGUGUAGAAGUGGUCUUCACUUUAAGAAGACAAGUUGGAUUUUACAUGAUGGGUGUUUAUGCACCGACAUUGCUCAUUGUCGUUCUCUCGUGGCUGUCAUUUUGGAUCAACCCGGAUGCAAGUGCUGCAAGAGUACCACUGGGUAUAUUUUCAGUGCUCAGUUUGGCAUCUGAAUGUACUACUCUUGCUACUGAACUCCCCAAAGUGUCUUAUGUGAAGGCCUUAGAUGUCUGGCUGAUUGCGUGCCUUCUCUUUGGGUUUGCUUCACUGGUUGAGUAUGCCGUGGUUCAAGUCAUGCUGAACAAUCCAAGGAGGAUUGAAGCUGAAAAGGCAAAGAUUGCUAAGGCCGAGCAAGCAGAAGGGAAAGGUGGAAAUGCAGCUAAGAAGAAUACUGUGAACGGCACAGGCACCCCUGUGCAUAUCAGCACUUUACAGGUUGGGGAGACCCGAUGUAAAAAAGUUUGCACUUCGAAAUCGGACCUGAGAUCCAAUGACUUCAGCAUUGUUGGAAGCUUGCCAAGAGAUUUUGAACUGUCAAAUUAUGACUGUUAUGGAAAGCCCAUUGAAGUUAACAAUGGACUUGGGAAAUCUCAGGCUAAGAACAACAAGAAGCCUCCUCCUCCAAAGCCUGUCAUCCCAUCAGCUGCAAAACGGAUCGAUCUUUAUGCAAGGGCACUAUUUCCAUUUUGCUUCCUCUUCUUCAAUGUCAUAUAUUGGUCCGUAUAUUUAUGAUAAACCUUUAUUUUUUUAAGGGGGGAAAGUGUGCAAUAUAUGCCAUUUCAUUACAUCAUGAAGGCCAGUCUGCAACAAUUAUUUGCAUUUGCAAAACAAUAUAUUGCAUAUUAGAUGCCAUGCGAUUGUAAUAGGGAAAAAAGUGGCAUCGUGGUUUUGAAUGAAAGCAUGACACUGCAACGUCUGUGCUCGAACCAACUGUUGUAUAUAACUGUAGAGCGUACAUCCUGCUUUAGGAAUAUAUGAAGGAUAACGCAUACUACAUUAUUGAUGCUGGACAACACUCCCUAUGAACAUAACCAAGAGUCAAAGUGUUUCUGAUAAUGAAACUGAUGUGCACGCUGAGUAUCAGUAAGAUCAAUAUUCUAGUAUAUGUAGUAUUUAAAAGUUCUCCUUAUGACUUUCAAAGCCAAGACCCAUCUUGUUCUUGUAUAAAUUUAGCUGGCACUGUGGAAGAACAAGCUAAUGUUGUAAUUCAAAUUAUUAGACUUUGUAAGUGGGCAAAGCAUAUAUUAAGCUGAUCUUGUCUAUGUGAAAAAUAAAGAUCAGAGAAUUA
Molecule: messenger RNA, 2368 nt
Organism: Hemicordylus capensis (graceful crag lizard)
Lineage: Eukaryota; Metazoa; Chordata; Lepidosauria; Squamata; Cordylidae
Gene: GLRB
Product: glycine receptor beta
Exons: 12
Coding region: 190-1812 (540 amino acids)
Biological process (GO): nervous system process; regulation of membrane potential; signal transduction
Cellular component (GO): synapse; postsynaptic membrane; neuron projection
Molecular function (GO): extracellularly glycine-gated chloride channel activity; transmembrane signaling receptor activity; neurotransmitter receptor activity
Source: RefSeq, a predicted model, not a curated record